Messenger RNA from Haliotis rubra (blacklip abalone), 1603 nucleotides. Its product is annotated as dehydrogenase/reductase SDR family member 7-like. Lineage: Eukaryota; Metazoa; Mollusca; Gastropoda; Lepetellida; Haliotidae. The coding region runs from base 170 to 1147 and encodes 325 amino acids. The record is from RefSeq and is a predicted model, not a curated record. Gene Ontology annotation, molecular function: oxidoreductase activity. The transcript is spliced from 9 exons.
UAAUCAAAGUCACAUGUCUAUACAUUUGGAAUGUGUGUGCGUCUUUGCUGUGUGUGCGGUGAUUUCUCAGUUUUCAACACGAAUCGGCGAGGAGGUUGUAGAAGUAUAACUAUCCAGGAAAGCAGACGUAACUCAUUAACCCUUCUUAUCUGAUAAACAACUGACCGGGAUGUUUCUGGAGUUGCUGGUGUCCGCAGUUGUCACUGUCGUCGUCGUUCAGGUCCUCCGACUCUUCUUCGCCGACUGUGACCUCACGCUGCAAUGGGCAGAAAUGUUUGGACGGUCCCCGGGUGAGGCAUGCAAGGGGAAGGUCGUGUGGGUGACGGGCGCCUCCAGCGGUAUAGGUGAAGGACUCGCGUACAGGCUCGCAGCGGCCGGAUGUCGUCUGAUCCUGUCAGCUAGGCGGGAAGACGAACUCAACAGGGUCAAGAAGACCUGUCUAGCUCGGUAUGGUGGUGUCCAAAGCGAGGACAUUCUGGUUGUUCCCGUCGACCUGGUCCAAAGAGACACUCACCAGCAGGCGGUGGAUACUGUCAUCCAGCACUUCAAACAGAUUGAUUGCUUGGUGAACAAUGCUGGGCGGUCCCAGCGAGCCCUCUGGAUGAAGACCAGUCUGGAGGUGGAUAAGGAGUGUUUGGAGCUCAACACCCUGGGGCCGCUGUCCCUCACCAAGCUUGUGCUGCCCCAAAUGGUGCAGCGGAAACAGGGGCAGGUGGUUGUCGUUACCAGCAUUGCUGGCAAGUUUGGUGCUCCGGGGAUCGGGUCGUAUUGUGGAUCCAAACACGCUCUGCAUGGUUGGUUCGAGAGUCUACGCAUAGAGGGUUACGACGAUAACAUCAAGGUUACUAUGGUCUGUCCGGGUCCGGUCUUCUCAGAUGCUCUCAAGGUGGCCUUUACUGAGCAGCGUAGCGAGGGUCUUGGUGUGGAGAUGAGAUCUUCAGAAAACAGGAUGGCAACAGACCGAUGUGCCCAUCUUAUCGCUGUCGCCAUGAGUAACAGUCUGGAUGAAGUGUGGGUGUCUCGGAACCCAGAACUAUCCUACUGCUACUUGUUCCAGUAUUUCCCCGCCAUUGCUAGAAAAAUUGCAGUGAGAUUAGGCCAGACGAGGUACCGCAAGGUAAAGGCAGGGAUCAACAGUCUUCAUUGACGAGACCCGCCGGAUAGAACACAUUUCAGCUUGAACAAACUGUAACUUGGGGAUGGUGUUCAAGGAGAAUAUACUCAUAGAAACGAAUAAGGGAACACAUGAGAGUACAAGUGUUCCUUUAUUUAUUUUCAGAAUUUCACCAACAGUGCAAUACAUACUUUGUGUAGAAACCUGGAAAAGAAUAAAAGAACACUUGUACUUUCCAUUAUUCGUUGGUGUAAUUCAGAUCUUCACAGGUCAGCACAUUAUGUCAAUACUUACAAGGCAGUUCUAUGGUACAUUUAUACUUCAUGGAUUAUAUAUUUUUGUAUAAUCAUGAUGAUCAUAUAUAUUUCGAUGGUUGAAAUAUAUUUCAUUUCGUGAUAUCUUCACAUUUUAUUGCUACACGAAUUAAUGUUUUGUCGGGUGUUUUAUGUAAUGUGUAUUUCGCAUGUGAAUAAACUACUUUCGUCUCUU